AUGUACGAGGUGCUCGACGCCCUCCGCACCAGCUCCGUUGGUCUGCUGUUUCUGAAUCACCCUGAAGUAUCCUUUUCAAACCGGUCGUGCGUAAUCUGCAUCCCUGAUUUCCAUCAAGACGAGACAAUCGAUGGCUACCGUUUGCGCGCUGCCUACAACGCCGGCACCAUCGGGCGAAGCUACUUCGCCACCCGUGACGUCGCGGCGUUGUCGAAGAGGUGUACGCCGACACAGGGCUCGAGCGACUCCCUUCCCGACGAUGCCCCCAAAGGUCCCGUAUUCUGCAUCCUCAAGGUGAUCAGCUUUGUGCUUCGCCGCCGGCUGCUGGAGGAGGUCACCGCGGAGCAGCGCGUUCUCGUCAACAUUGUGCACCAGAACGUGCUGCAUAUCAGCGACGUUCUCAAUGAUGAGGCGAAGGAGAACAUGAUUGUGAUCACCAACUACCAUGCAAAGGGCAACAUCGUCAACUACGCAGGCCGACUCUCGCACGACCCCGACAAGCUGCGCCGUAUCCUGAUGGAGGUGGCGGUGGGUCUUCGCAUCCUGCAUUCACACCGAAUCUAUCACCACAACUUGAAGCUCGACAACGUGCUCGAGAACGGCGAGGGGCACUUCUGCAUCACCGACGCCGGCUUCUGGCGUCUCUUCGCCGUGCAGUGUCCAGAGGAUCUCGUAUUCAACGGCGAGUUGGCCUGCCUCCCGCCCGAGGUGUUCGACCCGGAGGGCGCGUACGCGACAGGCGAGGUCAAUGUCGUCUCGGACGAAGGCGCGGCUGGAGUGGCCGCGGUGGAUAUCUGGGGCUUUGGCGUACUCAUGUACCGCCUCGCCUACGGCUGCGAUCCGGUCGAGAUCGCCGAGUGCUCCUACGCGCAGGUUCAUGAGCGGCUCGAGAACUUCGACCUGAGCUUCCCAGCACGCCCGCACUGGAACUUCGCGUACGACAUCGAGGACGCGAUCAGACUCUGCCUGCAAAAGGAGCCGUCGAAGCGACCAAGUGUGCUGCGGCUGCUGCAACACCCCUUCUUCAAGCACAGCUUGGUCUUAGGCACCUCGUCAUUGAUGCGCAAAAUUUCCAUGACGAGCAGCUUAGCUUUUGGUGUACAUAUGGUGGGUGGCUUCGGCGACCGGACGAUGAGCGCGUUGGCGCCGAGAGGGGCCUCGAUGAGUAAUAUGGCCGUGCCAAACUACCGUACGCAGCAGCGAAACGGCUUCCAGGUGGACGCUUUUCUUGGUGAGGGCCGCUUCUCGGAAACGAUGAUGGUUCAUCUGCGCCGCAGUCAGUCCAAGCAGUUCGCCUUCAAGAUUAUCCACAAGGCUAUUCUAAAGCGGCUGCAAGCACCUGGGCGGGAGAGAUGGGCGCGAGAAAUGCGCCGCCAGCUCGUUUUCUCCCGCAAGGUUGACCACCCAAACGUUAUGCGCUUCAUCGACAUCGUGGAGGACAAGAAGGCGAACUGCUUCGUGGUGCAGGACUACAUGUCGAGUGGCGCCAUCGAAGCCGUGCCCCCGGUGAAUGGCGACAACUUGUCCCCAACGCUGCAGGAGUUCUUAGUGGAUGUGCUGGCUGGAUUGGUACACCUGCACGACAACGGCGUAGCGCACCUCUCUCUGGUUCCGACGAACAUAUUCUUUUGCGAGCACACCUUGCACUACCGCAUUGCCGAUUUUGGACCGCUGUUUGUGACGGCAGACGCCUUGCAGGACUCCAUCGCGGAAGACGCGCCGCUCUACACGCUACCCUCGUGGGUGCGGCAGCAUAGUCCCUUGCAUGGCCCCAGCGUGGACAUGUUCUGUGUCGGUCUCCUUGCCGCCUCGGUACUUCCGGAGCUCUUCAACACGGUAUGGACAGAACUGCUCGACGGUGAGAAGAACAGGGCGUUUGCCGUCGACACGGUACUUACAGCCGUGCGACAGCCAAGGGCGCAGCUGACGCCAGCGUUGGUCUCCUUCAUCGAGGAGGCGCUGGUGGGGAGGUUCCAAGACGCGCGAGCGGCGCUGAAGCACACGUACUUCAAAAAUCUGAGCUUAGCGCAAAACUUGCCAAGGACGAUUGUCGAGGUCACGGAGGAGGAGCUACAGAGCGCCGUGCACUCGAAACCCGAGACGCGCGACGAAGCCCGCAUGCUAGACGUCCUCGCCCAGGACCCGUUCCAGGAGAGCCAGAUGCUCAGUUCUGCGGGUGACGCCACGUUACAUGGCAGCGACUCAUGCACCGAAGCCUCCAUUAUCGCCGGUGCCACAGGCGAGAAACCCACGGUUCUCGUCUUCCAGGGCGAGAACCUGCUCUGCGGCCAAUGCAGCGCCGAGCUGACGGUGGCGCUCUACCAGUGCUCCGACUGCGACGGCUACAUUCGCUGCGGCAAGUGUUCUGUAGGCAACUACCACAAGGACCACCACGAGUUAGUGCCGUUCCUGAUUCACACGAUCGAGCACAGCAGGGAUGGUGCCAACAAGGCCGUGCUGGUGCAGCCGUCGACGGUGCCGGAUGUGCACGCGCUCGAGACGCUGGAGAUGACGGCGAACUUUCCGGUAGGCUCUCUUACGGCACAUCUCGUGGCGCAGCGCGCGGCGGAGCGGUCGAUUGCGGUGCGCAGCACUGGUGGCGGCAGCAUUACAAAAGGCAUGUUUGGCGACAUAGAGAGUGUCGUCCACCUUUCUGACGACAUAAGCGAGCAGAGCAUUUCGGUCAACAUCAACGGUCGCAGCUUGAUCAGCUUCCGUGGGUUUGGUGGGAUGUCCGGUGGCGGACUACACCUUGGCAGCGGCGUCAACAGCAGCAAUACGGGUUUCAACACGGUAGGCUUCCCAUGUGGCCGCGCGGAUUCUGUGACGCCAAAGGACUGUGGCUCGCUCUACUUGCCUCCGCCGUCGAGGCUCUCACUCAUGAAGGACAAAGAGGCGAGGAAGCUGGCGCUUCCCAAGGCGGCGGAAAUCGAAGACGACGACUGGCAGCAGGAGCUGGAGCGCUGCCGCACCAGCCAUCACUCCGAGCUGCUGCUGUACAACUACAGUCUGGACGAGGUGCCGCCGGAGGUGUACGACCCACCGCUGCUGCAGGUGGUCGUCUUGGAUAUUUCACAGAACAAUCUUACGUCGCUGCCACAUGAGCUGAGCUUCUUGAUCCACUUGCGCAAGCUUGUGGUUUCGUACAACAAGCUCUCCGAGCUUCCGGAUAGCCUUGGCAACCUUAGCGAGCUCGAAAGCCUCGAUGCAAGCCACAACGCCCUAGUGGAUCUACCGCAGACGUUCAUCUACCUCAGCUCCCUCACCUCGGCCGCGCUGGACUACAACAACUUCUCCAGCAUUCCAGAUAGCUUGCUGGAUAUCGUUGCUCCUCCGCUAUGCUCCAGCGUGUCGAACGUGAUGGAUUACUUCGCCAUGGCCUCACCGCAGGUGAACGGCGCGCGAAUGGCAAGCUUCGCGGGGAACAUGGCCGGCUCCUUUGUUGGCGGCUCCAACGUGAGUAACUCCAAGACAGUGAUCAUGUCACCCAAGCUGAAGGUGAUCUACCUCGCCGCCAACGACAGCCUGACAACCCUCCCGUUGCGAGAGCGGCUGCAGCGCUUCGACGACCUCACGAUUGCGCUCGACAACGAGCCCUCACUCUACAAGGACUACUACGAGAAGAAUCUCGACACCGAGCUGCCCAAUAUUACGGUGAACUGGAACAAGCUGUACCCGGAUGAAAUUGUGCCGUAUCUCUACUGCGGCAGUCUCCGCUCCGCGCAGUCGCAGAUGGUGUACCGGAAGCUGAACAUUACGUAUUUGCUCACUGUGGGUCGGCAACUGGUGCCGGUGCCACCGGAGGGCGGCCAUCACAAGGUCAUCGUCGUGGACGACAUCCCUGGCGCGAACAUUCGCAUGUCUUUUCACGAGGCCGUUAACUUCAUCGAGGAAAGCCAGUCGAAAAAGAGCGGGUGCCUGGUGCACUGCUUUGCAGGUCUGUCGCGCUCUGCCACAACGGUGAUUGCGUACUUGAUGAUUAAAAGGGGCAUGCGACUGGAUGAGGCCUAUCUGGUGACCAAGAAGGGCAGACCGGCAAUUCUCCCAAACAAGGGCUUCUUUGAUCAGCUGGUGGAACUGGACAACGAACUGUACCCCAAGCCAAGCCGGCCACUCGACAUCGAGUCCCUCGGGCGCUCAGCAAACUGA
Leishmania mexicana MHOM/GT/2001/U1103 is the source of this 4149-nucleotide messenger RNA. Its product is annotated as putative dual specificity protein phosphatase. Gene Ontology annotation, cellular component: cytoplasm. Lineage: Eukaryota; Euglenozoa; Kinetoplastea; Trypanosomatida; Trypanosomatidae. The transcript has a single exon. The record is from RefSeq and is a predicted model, not a curated record. Gene Ontology annotation, molecular function: ATP binding; protein kinase activity; MAP kinase tyrosine/serine/threonine phosphatase activity. Gene Ontology annotation, biological process: protein phosphorylation; negative regulation of MAPK cascade; protein dephosphorylation. The coding region runs from base 1 to 4149 and encodes 1382 amino acids.